CCUGUGUGGGUUUUCUGCGGGUACUGCGGCUUUCACCCACAGUCCAAAAACAUGCCUGGCGGGCUCACGGGUGACUCGAAAUUGUGAUUGCGCUCGCAAAUGGUCGUUGUGUGCCCUGCGAUUGGCUGGCGACCGGUUCAGGGUGCCCCCCGCCUACUGCGCGAUGACAGCUGGGAUCGGCUCAGGCAUGCCCGCGACCCUCCUGAGGAUAAACCGGAUCAGUUUAUGGAUUUAUGACUGGAUGGUGACGUUCCCAAAAGUGACUGAGUAGCAUGCACCGGAAAGUUAAAAAAAAAAAAAAAAAAAAAAACCCUGUUGCGCCCAUCAACGCGAAAUACGGCAGAUGUGUCGAUCAUAACUGGCCGCACGAAAAAGUCUCAAGGAAACCUGGCGAAAAUGUAAUCAGAAAAUCAGACCUUUUGCUUUGAAUCAGCCAUUCUGGGCAAAUUCCAGGGAAUCACAUGUCAACCACCUCGCACUGGACUUUCUCUUUCAAGCCCCCCCGCCCCGUUUUAUUUUCAGUGACUUUCCGCAGUCCAGUCAUCCCUCGCAUCUUGACAAAUAGCCACGAAAUUGAGCAAUAUUAAAUUGGCACCUCCAGCCACAAUAAGAAUCAGAUGGCAGCUUUGCGGCUUUUGUUUCGGUGUUCCCUCCCCAAAGUCGAGGCGGCUGCUCUCAUCAAGAGAACACAGUCGGGCUCUGUGACUGAGUGGGAGGGUGUGCUCUCCAAACAGGCCUUGCCUUUACCCGAUCCUAUCAGCGCCGAGGUUCAUAGGUCACCGCCGUCUUGUGUUUAUAAACACCGCCGACAGCCAUGAAAUACGUUUCUCGCCACGCUUGACGCCGAACCUUUGGUCGGCGCGCCGUCGCCCCUGAGUUCUCACCUCUCAUUCAACGCCCCGAAAAGGGGACCAGAAGUUGGGCACAAUGCGAGUCCACGUGCACACCAGGUUUUGUUUGUUGUGCGUGCUCACCUUCCUCUACCAUCAAUCCAGCCACUGUCACGGUGACGGCCACCGCCAGCAGCAUCACGGUCAUCACCACGCCAGCCACGCCCACAACGACCUGCAGAUUUCCGAGGCUCCCUAUGUGACAAGAGCGUCCCCGCCCGCCGAGUCGGCACUUCCCGACGGGGCGCCUUUAGAGGAAGAGCAGCAGUUUUACAUCCGGCAGUUGUUCAGGCGCUACGGCCAGAAGGACCGGCUUGAUUUCCAAGGGUUUCAGAGCAUGCUGGUUAGCCUGGGUCUCGGCGAAGUCAAAGUGGUCGAUGUGGCCCACGAUGACCUCGGGCACGACCACGUCGCUCAUCUCGACAUUCUGGACGUGCAGGAGGGCCUCCAUUCACACGGUAAAGCCCACGGCCGCAGCCACGCGCAUCACAGUCCCAGCGCCCACCAUCCGCACACGGAGCACGGCCCCACGCGGUGCGGCCAGAGCACCGCCUCCGUCACGCCUCCCAGCACGUCGAGAGAGCGCCCCCAUAAACAUCAUGGCGAUCACGAUCAUAACCACGACCAUACACACGGCGCGGAGCACGGUCACCAUCACGAUCACGCCGAAGACGACGGCGGCCAUCAUUCUGAACGCGCUCUGAUGGGCGCAGCUUUGCCUCCGGCCAGCCGCGAGCGUCCGUCUUCCGCCCCGGUGGACCUGCGGUCUUCUCCCGCCCCCGCAAACGCAAAGUCCAAGAGGCCAAGGAAGCCAGGGAGGAUCCGAGGGCAAAACAAAACCCUCUCAUCUACCGCGCCGCUGUCUGAAAACCACGACCACAGAAACGGAGUGGACCACGGUCACGGCCAUUCUCAUAAAGACAAGCGAGAAGCACCGGGAGGCCCCGACAGCGCCACAGUUCCGGGCCCCAUUUUCUCUGCGCAUGCCAGUGGCUUGACUCACCAGCAUGAGGAGUGUUUGAACCUGACCCAACUCCUCCACCACUACGGGCUGAGUCCCGAUUCGCUCAUCUCUCCGAGCCAGUUCACCUACCUGUGCCCGGCUCUGCUGUACCAGAUCGACAGCCGGCUGUGCAUCCGCCAUUACCACCAGAAGGACGUUGAACAGGAAGCAUUGGACAAUGUCAGUUCUGUGUGGACCUGGGUGUGGGGCUUUGUGUCCAUCACCAUCAUCAGCCUGCUGUCUCUGCUGGGAGUGGUCUUGGUGCCCAUCCUCAAUCAGUCCUGCUUCAAGUUCCUGCUCACCUUCCUGGUGGCGCUGGCCGUGGGCACCCUCAGCGGCGACGCCCUCCUUCACCUGCUGCCUCACUCUCAAGGGCAGCACGACCACGGCGACGCCGGCCACGCUGGCGAUCUGGCGAGCGACUUUGAUGGAGUGUGGAAGGGCCUGACGGCGUUGGCCGGCAUUUACCUCCUCUUCAUUUUCGAGCAUUGUAUCGGCAUGUUUAAGCACUACAAGGAUCAAAGGGUGAGACAAACCGCCACCGGGCCUCAGACUGCCACAAUCUCGGAUGCCGAAUGGGUGCACUUGAAGGCUCUCGGUGACGAUCCCGACGGCAGCGCCGUCUCCUGCGACGGCGAGCACAAUGACACGCAACUCACGGAGUUGCGGGCGCUCGACGACUCGCCCGCCGACAAGACGGCGCCGAAAGCGGCGGCGGACGGCCACAAGGCCGCGCAGGGCGGCCGCGGCCACGGCCACGGCCACUCCCACGGCGGCAACUGCCACUCGGAUCAGGAGAUGAAGGACGCCGGAAUCGCCAGCAUCGCCUGGAUGGUCAUCAUGGGCGACGGCAUGCACAACUUCAGCGACGGGCUCGCCAUCGGCGCGGCGUUCAGUGCAAACCUCACAGGAGGCAUCAGUACUUCCGUGGCUGUUUUCUGCCACGAACUACCUCAUGAACUCGGUGACUUUGCGGUGCUGCUGAAAGCGGGCAUGUCGGUGAAACAGGCCAUUGUGUACAACCUGCUGUCGGCCCUCAUGGCCUACGUGGGCAUGCUGAUCGGCACCGCCGUGGGCCAGUACACGCACAACGUCACCAGCUGGAUCUUCGCCAUCACAGCCGGAAUGUUCCUCUACGUGGCUCUGGUGGAUAUGUUGCCCGAGUUGCUCCACGGCGACAGCGAGGUGCACAAGCGCUGCCAGCUGGGGCACUUUCUGCUGCAGAACCUGGGACUGCUGACCGGGUUUGGCAUCAUGCUGCUCAUCGCCAUCUUCGAGGACCGCAUCGUCUUUGACUUUGGCUUUUAAAGCGACGCCAACGGGGGGAAAUGAAGAGUGGAGCUUUUCAGUAUUCUUCUCGCUCGGCGUCGCAUUUCGUGACCUCAAUGUCAUUUGUCGUGUUUACAGCAUCGUCCCCCCCCACCCCUCCCUCAUUUAGCCCCAUUCGUCUUCCAUCAAAGCAUUACUCCGACAAAGCACAAGCGAGCUGUCUACCCGGGUUGGGAUAAACCGCUCCUCGGAAACUCAUUUUGGCAGCUCUUUAAGCCGCCGUGUCAAAACAAGAGCAGAUCUUGCCCGUUUUGGGGGCUUCGGCAUGGCUGAAAGCUCAACAAUUUGUGCUCCGUGCAUGUAUCCGGGUGAAAAUCUACUGUAUGUAUUUCAGAGGCCUUGCUCGCUAGCGCACCCCGGAACGCGAGAUGAAAUUGCCGUGGACUUGAAAUCACGAAGAGGAUAGAAAAAUGUUUGAAGUGUGCCUGAAAUUAAAUAGGAAGUCGUCCAUUUCAGUUGGAAGCAACCAACUUGGCAAUUUGCCCCCAAAGCAAAUUCAACAUUUGUGUUGAGAAAAUGACCGCCG
This is a messenger RNA of Hippocampus comes (tiger tail seahorse), 3748 nucleotides long. It is a transcript of the gene slc39a10, whose product is annotated as solute carrier family 39 member 10. Gene Ontology annotation, molecular function: zinc ion transmembrane transporter activity; monoatomic cation:bicarbonate symporter activity. Gene Ontology annotation, biological process: zinc ion import across plasma membrane; intracellular monoatomic cation homeostasis. The record is from RefSeq and is a predicted model, not a curated record. Gene Ontology annotation, cellular component: plasma membrane. The transcript has 10 exons. Bases 928 to 3201 code for a protein of 757 amino acids. NCBI's taxonomy places the organism in Eukaryota, Metazoa, Chordata, Actinopteri, Syngnathiformes, Syngnathidae.